Molecule: messenger RNA, 808 nt
Organism: Tupaia belangeri chinensis (Chinese tree shrew)
Lineage: Eukaryota; Metazoa; Chordata; Mammalia; Scandentia; Tupaiidae
Product: glutathione S-transferase P
Exons: 7
Coding region: 108-740 (210 amino acids)
Biological process (GO): glutathione metabolic process
Cellular component (GO): cytosol
Molecular function (GO): glutathione transferase activity
Source: RefSeq, a predicted model, not a curated record
UGGGGGCGGAACGGGGCGGGACGACCCUUAAUAAGGCUCGGAGGCCACUGGGCCUGCGCUCACACCGCCGCCGCUAGCGCGCCAGGGUCGUCUUCUACGCCAUAGGCAUGCCGCCCUACACCAUUGUCUACUUUCCAGUUCGAGGGCGCUGCGAGGCCAUGCGCAUGCUGCUGGCUGACCAGGGCCAGAGCUGGAAGGAGGAGGUGGUGACCAAGGAGACCUGGAUGCAGGGUCAGCUCAAGGCCUCUUGUUUGUACGGGCAGCUCCCCAAGUUCCAGGACGGAGACUUCACCCUGUACCAGUCCAAUGCCAUCCUGCGUCACCUGGGCCGCUCCCUCGGGCUGUAUGGGAAGGACCAGCGGGAGGCAGCCCUGGUGGACAUAGCGAACGACGGCGUGGAGGACCUCCGCUGCAAAUACGCCACCCUCAUCUACACCAACUAUGAGGCGGGCAAGGAUGAUUAUGUGAAGGCGCUGCCGGGGCACCUGAAGCCUUUCGAGACCCUGCUGUCCCAGAACCAGGGAGGUCAGACCUUCCUCGUGGGCAACCAGAUCUCCUUCGCGGACUAUAACCUGCUGGACUUGCUGCUGAUCCACCAGGUCCUGGCCCCAAACUGCCUGGAUGCCUUUCCUCUGCUCUCGGCCUAUGUGGCUCGCCUCUGCGCCCGACCCAAGCUCAAGGCCUUCUUGGCCUCUCCUGAGCAUGUGAACCUCCCCAUCAAUGGCAACGGGAAACAGUGAGGGCCUCGGCUGGAGCAGGGACUGCUCACCUCCCUCUCCUCAGGACCAAUAAAAUUUCCAAGAGCGAA